AUGUUCUCGAAAAAUAAUAACCAUCUUUAUUUCCCGAUAUCAGUUAACAAAUUGUUUUUGGGCCCUAUGUAUAAUGUAUUCAUUCAGCUACUUGCGCACUACGGAUUCAUCGACAAGGCAAUUAACUUCGUUCUUUACAUUUCACUGAACAGUGUAGAGCAUAGGGCAGUGAUAAUUUACGUGACCUUUGUCAGCACUUGGAGUAGUGGCAAGUGGUGCUUGGGCUUCAUUGCUUCUACGAUAUUUUUACUUUCUCUUCAGUUUAUCAUGUUACUUUUCACUCAGAUAAUGUGCAGAACCCAACGUCCACAGCCGGAUGGGGUCGGAUUGUGA
Messenger RNA from Phytomonas sp. Hart1, 333 nucleotides. NCBI's taxonomy places the organism in Eukaryota, Euglenozoa, Kinetoplastea, Trypanosomatida, Trypanosomatidae. The record is from the annotation of a GenBank genome assembly.